AUGGAGCAAGUACAAGACGACCAAAUUAAUGAUAAGGAAGAAGCAUAUUAUUUACCGCAUCAUGCGGUUUUCAAAGAAGCAAGUACGUCGACUCGACUUCGCGUUGUUUUUGACGCUUCAUGCAAGACUAGUAACGGCGUUAGUUUAAACGAUGUAUUGUUGAAAGGACCGGUUUUGCAAGACGAUUUGGUAUAUAUACUCGCUCGCUUCCGAACACAUAAUUUCGUAUUGUCCGCGGAUAUCACGAAAAUGUACAGACAGUUUUGGGUAACAAAAGCUCAUAGAAUAUUUCAACGAAUCUUAUGGCGCACAAAUCCACAGGAAAAUAUUAACAUUUUUCAACUUAACACGGUUACUUACGGAACCGUUCCUGCGUCUUUUUUGGCCACCGGAUGCUUACAUAAACUAGCCGAUUCGCAAAAUGUCGAUCCUAUAAUAGCAGCGGCCAUAAAGCGUGACUUUUAUAUGGAUGAUUUUUUAGGCGGUACUAAUUCUUAUGAAUCAGCUGUUCAAUUACGAGAUGGUCUAAUUAAGACAAUGCAAUCCGCAGGCUUAGAAUUGCGAAAAUGGGCUUCGAAUAAUGAUAAUUUAAUUAAAGAUGUAAUGUCAAUAAAAGAAGAUAGUAAAUACUCGGUCCCCAUUAGUGACGACAAUUCGAUAACAAAGGUUCUGGGAUUGUUUUGGAACUCAACCACUGAUACGUUACAAUUUGAAGUGCAACAAAAUAAUUUUACAAUCAUAAGUCGAAUUACGAAACGCGAAAUCUUGUCGGUAAUCGCAUGCCUAUUAGACCCAUUAGGACUAGUGGGUCCCGCUAUUAUACGGGCCAAGCUUAUGUUACAGCAGUUGUGGCGAUUAAAAAUACAAUGGGACGAACCGCUUCCGAACGAGAUUCAAGAACAAUGGAUUACCUAUAGAAACUCUUUGUGUGAAUUAAAUAACCUAAUUAUACCUCGACAAAUUACGUGUAAAAAUGAUAUCGUAAAUAUACAAAUUCACGGGUUCGCGGAUGCGAGCAUCAAUGCGUAUGGCUGUUGCUUAUAUUUACGAUGUACAAAUUCGGAUGGUGUGCACACUUCAAAAUUAAUAUGUGCAAAGUCCAAGGUGGCACCAUUAAAAUUUAUAUCUUUACCUCGAUUGGAGUUAUGCGCGGCGCUUUUAUUGUCAAGAUUAUCGAGUAAAAUAGUUCCAAAAUUAAAUUUGAAAAUUAGUAAAAGUUAUUUUUGGUCUGAUUCGAAUAUUGUUUUAUCGUGGAUUACUUCCCCUUCUACCAAAUGGAAAACCUUUGUGGCCCAUCGUGUUGGGGAAAUUCAGGAACGAACUUCUAUUGCGGAUUGGUCACACGUCCACACCAAGGAAAAUCCAGCUGAUAUUAUUUCACGCAGUUGUUGUCCGUCGAAAUUAAGUUCAUUGUCAUUAUGGUGGUUUGGUCCAAAAUGGCUAAUUAAAAAUGAAAUAGAGUAUCCCGUACUAAAGACGUCUUCGAAUUCAACAAAAUUAAAAAUACCCGAAGCUCGAGAGAUAACGAUAUCUAAUGUGUGUACAAAUACGCUGAAUGAUAAUUUUUCCUUAAUUAAUCAUUAUUCGUCAAUAAACAAAUUAAUUCACGUAACAGCUUAUUGUUUACGUUUUCGGUACAAUGCAUUACACAGAAAUUCAAGGUUAACAGGAAUGCUUAGCGUGGAAGAAAUUAAAUACACGCGUAUUGUUAUUAUACGAUGUGUUCAAAAAAGAUCAUUCCCUCGUGAAAUAAAAGAUUUAAUAAAAUUGAAAAACGUAAGCGCGUCUAGUAAAUUGUUUCGUUUGUGUCCAUUUAUAGACCACGGUGGUUUGAUAAAGGUGGGAGGUCGUUUGAAGAACGCCGCUUCGAUAGACAUUUAUCAACGACACCCGAUCGUCUUACCCGCAGAUGACCAUUUUACACGUUUAUUAUUUAAACACGAACACGAAAGAUGUAUGCACGGGGGCCCACAAGCGACCCUAUCGACGAUACGAUUACAAUAUUGGCUGCUAAAUGGUCGAAAUAUAGCACGAAGUACAGUGCAUAAAUGUGUGAAAUGUUUUAAAUAUAAACCGAUUGUCGUACAACCUAUUAUGGGACAAUUACCUGCAGACCGCGUAGAACCGGCUCGCGCGUUCCUAAAAUGUGGGAUUGAUUUCGCUGGUCCGUUUUUGAUUAAAUCUAGUUUACGUCGCAAUGCUCCUUUAAGUAAAGGUUAUGUAUGCAUUUUUGUAUGUUUUACAACCAAGGCGACUCAUUUAGAAUUGGUUAGUGAUUUAUCUACACAGGCUUUCAUCGGAGCGCUAAACCGUUUUUUUGAUAGACGAGGUAAAAGUAGCGUGAUAUAUUCCGAUAAUGCUACUAAUUUUGCCGGUGCAAAUAAUAAAUUAAAAGAAUGGUACGAUUUAUUUCAAGUCGAUAAACAUAAAACAAAGUUGGAUGAGGUCUUGAAGAACAAUGGUGUACAGUGGAAAUUUAUACCUGCGCGCUCCCCGCAUUUCGGCGGAUUAUGGGAAUCCGCCGUGAAAUCUAUGAAGAAUAUAGUACGAAAGACGCUCGGUGACGCUCAUUUAACAUAUGAAGAAUUUAAUACCGUUCUCACGCGCGCCGAAGCAUGUUUAAAUUCCCGUCCUCUUACACCUCUUUCUACCGAUCCUAAUGACUUGGGGGUAUUGACACCCGGUCAUUUCCUAAUAGGUGACUCUCUGCUGGCAAUUCCCGAGCCUGACAUAUCUGAUGUCAAAACCAACAGAUUGACGCGAUGGCGUAGGUUAAGUCAUUAUUCUCAAAUAAUUUGGAAGAAAUGGAGUCGUGAAUAUUUAAAUCAACUUCAGGAGAGGAAAAAGUGGUUAGGUGAGAAGGGACCUAAGUUAGAUAUCGAUACUGUAGUAUUAGUUCGAGACGAAAACAUCUCCCCCUUAAAUUGGAAGCUGGGUCGUGUGACGAAGAUUCAACGAGGUCCCGACGAUAUCAUUCGUUCAGCUGAUGUUAAAUUGGUAAAUGGUUGUAUUACACGAGCAGUGCGGAACUUAUGUCCACUUCCCUUUGAUGGAAAUAUAUCUAAAUAA
Molecule: messenger RNA, 3069 nt
Organism: Rhopalosiphum padi (bird cherry-oat aphid)
Lineage: Eukaryota; Metazoa; Arthropoda; Insecta; Hemiptera; Aphididae
Exons: 1
Coding region: 1-3069 (1022 amino acids)
Biological process (GO): DNA integration
Molecular function (GO): nucleic acid binding
Source: RefSeq, a predicted model, not a curated record